AUGGUUGUCAUGUGGGGUAUUCGUGGAAGCACUUUCGGGAUGCUUCUUCUGCGCGAGGCACUCGGACGUCUGAAAACGAGUGUGCUUGUGGAACCGAAAGCCAUGGAAUCGUGGAUUUGCUACAACGACUUGAUUGCGACAUGCCUCCGACAUUUGCCCAGGACGCAGGCUGCUCGCGACAGGGCCCCGACACAAAUCGCGGAGACGCACCUGUUUAUGGAGUGGAUCAAAUACUUCAACAGCCUCGCAGUCAAAGUUGCUGGGAGCGACAACAACGAACGAAGCGCAAGUGGUAAAGUAAACGUGUGGGACGUGAGCUUCUGGGUCCUUAUGGCAGCCCUCGUGUGCUACAUGGCGAAACGGGUCGUGACGAUCUACGACUUCUGUCACCCCAACACCUCAUACCGGCACGAUGACUUCAAAUACGUCAACUUCCACGCAACCAGCAAAGUCCAAAAGCCCAACGGCGUAGGGGCCCGUUCGUCGCGCUAGAGGCUGUGGCCCGUCCGCCAGCCACGCGUGGAAACGACCCAACGCAAAUUCUCCACUGGUGAUCGGGCAUGGCUGAAUGCGCACUGCUCCUUGAUACGCUUGAUGUCUUGUCGUCGUACGAGUGCGUCUCACGCAUCAGGAUUUGUUGUUGAGCUGCUUAAAAGAGAUGUAUUGCGUCGAA
Messenger RNA from Aphanomyces invadans, 673 nucleotides. RefSeq lists its product as hypothetical. The transcript is spliced from 3 exons. The coding region runs from base 1 to 492 and encodes 163 amino acids. The record is from RefSeq and is a predicted model, not a curated record. Lineage: Eukaryota; Oomycota; Saprolegniomycetes; Saprolegniales; Verrucalvaceae.